Messenger RNA from Bufo gargarizans (Asiatic toad), 1446 nucleotides. It is a transcript of the gene VSIG2, whose product is annotated as V-set and immunoglobulin domain containing 2. The transcript has 8 exons. Lineage: Eukaryota; Metazoa; Chordata; Amphibia; Anura; Bufonidae. The coding region runs from base 1 to 1446 and encodes 481 amino acids. The record is from RefSeq and is a predicted model, not a curated record.
AUGGCUACCGGCCGACCAAGAUGGCCCCCUGCCUAUACCACCCCGUGUAACUGCCUGGCAGACGGCAUCCGCGGGCAGACCGGAUCGUUCGGGACGCAGCAAGAUGGACAGGGCCCUCACUUGAACCUGAACUACGACGGCAUCGGCUGUGUUCGUAAGCAUAAAUCGCUGCUAUCUUAUUCUCCUAACCUGGAGAUGACUGUUUCUCAUCCUCCUGUUAUAAUGGACUCCAAAGGAAAGGUGCAUAAGUUCACUCCAGAUGUCGCCAAGGCAUUUUGCGCCUUCUAUGAGGCUUUGUAUAAUUUACCCCCUCCCAAUGGGACUACCCCCGGUGAUCUCUCCGAAGCCACAGAUAAAUUUUUGCAGACCCUGAACCUCCCUUCCAUAUCCUCAUCCAAAGCUUCCCUUCUGACUAGGCCCAUCUCUGAUUCGGAGAUUCGUAAGGUUCUCAUGUCUAUCCCCUCAGGUAAAAGCCCUGGGCCCGAUGGAUUCUCCAUUGCAAUUUUCUACUCCUCCCUUGGUAUCCAUUAUUAUCUUUCCUCAGGUUGGGUUUAUUCUGUGACAGUGACAAGCCCUGAGAAAAUAGUAGUAGGAAAAUCCGGCUCCACCGUGGUCCUGCCUUGUCUGUACUCCACUACCGUGGGUAAUCAAUUUGUGGUAGAAUGGAAGUUUUUAGCCGGAAACGGCCAAUCAUCAAAAUGGCAGCAGAUUUAUUACUUUUCUGAUGGAAAGACGUAUAAACCGGGGUCCCAGGCAGACCGUCUGACUGCUGUCCAGAACCCCCCAACAUCAGGGGUCGCCUCUAUCCAGCUGACCAAUAUCGUAUGGUCAGAUAAUGGCACUUAUGUUUGUGAAGUAAAUAAUCCUCCUGAUUUCAGCGGCAGUGGAUCAGGCAUCAUGCAGCUGUCGGUCCUCGUUCCUCCAACUUAUCCAACAUGUCAGUCUAAUGGAAACACCAUCACGGGCCAAGAUGCCACCCUGACCUGCUCCUCCACUGGUAACCCCUCACCCAUCUACAGUUGGUCCAUAGUGGGCGCAAAAACUGCACUACUGCCAGGAAUGAUGGAAAAUGAGAUAACGGGAUCCUUACUGCUCACUAACCUGUCUGAGCCAAUGUCUGGUACUUACCGCUGUACGGCCUCCAAUGAAAUGGGACAAUCCACAUGUCAAGUGACCAUAUCAGUAUCAAGUGCCGGUGAAGCCGGGGUUGUGGCCGGUGCUGUGGUUGGGGUUCUCCUGGCGCUGAUUGUCAUCGCUGCCAUUCUAUUUUAUUUGCUCUUUUAUAGAAAGAAAAGAAAGGAUGCCCCAAAAUCUGAUCACCCAGGAAAUGAAAUCAGGGAGGAUGCUGUGUCUCCAAUGAUGAGUGACGAGCAGAGGCGUCCCAGGGACUCUCAUUAUUCCCGAGGAUCCCAAGACAGAAGCGAGAACCGGGCACGGGUUGUGUAA